Patiria miniata (bat star) is the source of this 7346-nucleotide messenger RNA. RefSeq names its product plexin-A2-like. Lineage: Eukaryota; Metazoa; Echinodermata; Asteroidea; Valvatida; Asterinidae. Gene Ontology annotation, biological process: semaphorin-plexin signaling pathway involved in axon guidance; negative regulation of cell adhesion; regulation of cell shape. The transcript is spliced from 33 exons. Gene Ontology annotation, cellular component: semaphorin receptor complex. Bases 345 to 6110 code for a protein of 1921 amino acids. Gene Ontology annotation, molecular function: protein binding; semaphorin receptor activity. The record is from RefSeq and is a predicted model, not a curated record.
UUGCAAAUCAAACCGCUUGGAAGAAUGUUGUGAAAUGCAGUGCACGUCGGAUCUGUGGUCGGAAUGCAUUUUACAACAUCAGCGCUACUAGUACUACUACUUCUUAGGACUAUAGUGGGUGGGUGUCAAUAUCACUAGUGACUGGUGUGUCGGUACAUCAUCGGGCUGUUUGAGGGAAUUUCUUGACGCUUUCUUCACUUCUUCGACGACUAAUGUCCGGUCCGGAGUGUCAACGGUUCAUCGGCAACAACUUCGACGGCAACGUGCGUGUGUGAUCCGGCCCGAACUCCAGGGAUAACUGCAAAUUCUUUUCCACAUGAUAACUAACAGAAGUAGAGAUCAUCAUGGCUGUCUGUUCGUCUCUGACAUCCCCGUCCCAUAAACGUCCCACCAUGAACCUGGCCAUCUGGGUCCUACUUGCCCAACUCCUCCUCCUCCUUGCACCGAUCGCUGCCGUGUCUUACCAACAGUUUGAUCAAACGGCGGAUCCAGAUUUCGUGAGACUGGAGCGCAUGACCGAAGACGAGGCGACGGGUAGCGUUUAUGUUGGAGCGGUGAACAGAAUCUACAAACUGUCCAGUGACUUGGCCCUGGAGUUUGAGCUUGUGACAGGGCCAGUGCAAGAUAACCCUUUAUGUAGACCACCUCCAGCUUCAUGCAUGGAAACCAAGAUAUCCACCAACAACAUCAACAAAGCCCUUGUUGUGGACACGGAGAGCCAAACCUUGAUCACAUGCGGACAGGUCUACCAGGGCUUUUGCGAGACACGCCGAUUGGGUAAUCUGAGUGAUGCUGUUGCAGUGUCAGAAGUUGAGGUGGUUACCAACAAUGAGGAGGGUACCAACGUAGCCUUCAUCGCCCCUGGUCCCGGGAGCAGACAUUUCUUGUAUGUGGGUGCCUCGCAUGGAAAUUGGAUCAGAACAACAGUACCAACAGUAUCGAGGCGUGCGCUUGACACAUUUAGACCAGCGGCUGGUUUGAAAAUACCUGCAGCGACAUUUGAAGCGGCACAGCCUGGGUUUACGUUUGACGUCAACUACAUGUAUGGGUUUUCCAGUGGCCAUUUCAGCUACCUUAUUGCAACUCAGCUUGAAACGUUUAACGAAGCUUCUCCAUUGUACACAAAACUUGUCCGUGUGUGCCAACAGGAUGAGUCCGAGUCCGAUAAGUUUAAUUCUUAUAUUGAGCUUCCUCUAGUUUGCCAAGAUGCAAACAAUGUCACCUACAAUCUAGCGAAAUCGGCGUACGUCACAAAAGUUGGAUCUGAUUUGUAUGAUGCUGGUUUGCCACAAGGAGAAGACAUGCUUUUUGUGACCUUUUCAUCGGACAGCUCCCCAGCGCAAGAGCAGAAAUCCAUCAUUUGUAUGUAUCCAGUCAGGACAUUAAAUGAAGGGUUUGCAGCAAGAAUACAGCAGUGUAAUGACAGGGGAUCAGACAGAACAGACGUUGAUUGGCUUGCAAAGACAAGCACUUGUUUCACGAUACCAGCAGUGACUGAGGGACUGAGAGACCAGGGACCAGACUAUUGCCAUAUUGCGGAUGCCAAUGCCCCCCUUGGUGGAUUACAACUACCAAUCGAAGGACAAGCAAUCUACUCCAGUCUUAGCAGCAUCACAGCCAUUGCAGCAAUGCCCCACAACAUGGCAACUGUCAUCCUCCUAGGAGAUGAACUGGGCAACUUGACAAAGCUACGUGUGCAGUCUCCAACUGAAGCUCUUCUUUACGAAGAGCUACCCAUCGCUAGCGGAACCCCGGUCCUUCAAAACGGGCUGAUGAUCAGCCCGGAUAAGCAGUACGUCUUCCUCAUGACGGAAAGUGUGAUCACCAAGGUUCCAAUCGAGACCUGCGAGUUGUUGACAACAUGCGGGGAUUGUUUGCGUGUCGGAAUGGACGGAACUGGGGACCCACACUGCGGCUGGUGCCCGUUACUGAACAGGUGUACAAGACGCACUGAAAUGGAAUGCCCAGGUGCAACGGAUGAGCCAUCGACCAAUCGAUGGAUAGAUAGCAGAAGCUCUUGCAUUGAGAUCCAAUCAGUGACGCCUUCCAGUAUUCCCAGUGACGCCACUGCUCUGCUAUCAUUGAAUGUGAGCAGCCUGCCUGUACUGAACAACAGCUUGCCCCACAAGUACCAGUGCGUCUUUGACUAUCUGGGCUCAACGGAGGUCACGUCAAUAGAGGGCGCCCUCAUUCAGUGCUCAACCCCAGCCAACCUGCCAACGCUGCAAGGAGGCGACUUGAUGGUGACGCUCUCCCUCCGUGCCACCGAGACCAACAAACUCAUCGUCAACACGACCUUUGACUUCUACAACUGCAGUGCCUUUGAUAGCUGCACCCAGUGUGUGGCCGACUACCUGUGCAACUGGUGUGUCUUUGAGAACAGGUGCAUGGGCAACGCUAGCAGCUGCAACGCCUCAGGUGUCAUCGUUGGACAACAGGUACAAACAGACACAGAAAGGAAGGGAAAAGACUUCUGCCCGAGGAUUGAAGACACUCCAGAAAUUCUCAUUCCAGCUGGGGAACCAGAAUUUCAAAAUUUCACAGUGAAUGUCGCCAGACUCCCUGUAAAGUCUGGCUACAUGUGUGUUCUGAGGCAUAACGGAUGGGCAACGGAGAAAACGACUCCAGGCAUCAGACUCAGUGACUCAAGAAUUCUUUGCUCAGGCAUGGAGUACGGCUACAGUAUGGAUGAGAAUGAGGUCACUGCGGACUUGCAGAUCCGCUGGGGAGAUGCACAUGGAGGAUAUUUUCUGGACAACCCAUCCAUGCUAACUGUGACUUUGUACAAGUGUGGAGUCAAACGCAGCACUUGUGGCCAAUGCCUCCUGGCCGAUGCCAAAUUCUCUUGCGGUUGGUGUAAACCGUCUCAGAUGUGUAGCAUAACGACGGCGUGCACAGACAGGCAGGAUUGGCUGAGUGGACAGGACUUGUGCCCUGAUCCAAACAUCACCUCGUUCCAGCCCAAGAGUGGUCAUGUUGCCGGAGGUACCAGAGUGGUCAUUGAGGGAUAUAACCUGGGGCAGACCGCCAGCGAUAUCAAACGAGUCACUGUGGCUAAUAUGUCAUGUCAGAUGAUAGAAUCAGAGUACAAACCUGCAGAAAGGGUUGUGUGCAAGACUGGUGCUAGCACGGCUGGGGCAGCAAAUGGUCCAGUGGUGGUAAUGAUAGGCAGGGAGAAUUCCAUGGAGGAAGAUGAAGCAACGACGAAGGGAGAACAUUUCUACUUCGUGGUCCCCAGCAUCACCGGUGUCCAUCCACUUCUAGGACCAAUGGCCGGUGGGUCAAAGGUCACACUGACAGGUGAACAUCUGAAUGCAGGAGGCACUAGGAGUAUCACUGUGGCUGGUAUGCCAUGUAACAUCAGUGAUCCCACAAAUUUGUCGUCUGAUGUCAUCAGCUGCGUCACAUCCGCAAGCACGGACCUCAUCCAGGGGCCAAUCAUAAUGACCUUUGACCUCGUUGGGACGGCUAUGAGUUCCAGCAACUUCUCUUACAAAGGGAAUCCGGUGAUCACGAUGCAGGAACGCGACCAGACAAUCCUCAGUGGUGGGUUGGACUUGCCGAUAACAGGAAGCAACCUGAAUGUGGUGCAGGAGCCCAAGAUGAUGUUUCGUAUCGAGAGAACCCGGCAAGACAUGCGGGCCAAGAGACAGGCAGACCAGCAGCUUCUUACCACCAUCACCACGAAGUGUACCGUGAAUAGUGCGACUUCAAUGACCUGCAAGUCGCCCGAUCUCAAAAUCCCAGAACUUGCCAAUGCCUUCACCUUCGACGACAGCACCUCACCACCGUCCUUCAUGCUGCCGAGUAACAACAUCGACUUUGUCAUGGAUGCAGUCACCAUUCCAUCCUCCAACAAUUUCCAAGUGUUUGUCGACCCAGAAUACUUCAUGUUUGACAAGACUGAGACAGUGGUGUAUAAUGAGCGCAAGAUACUAGAAAUCAAGGGUCGUUACAUCAAAGCAACGUUCAUGACAGGCGAUGUGGCAGUCACAGUAGGCAAUCAGUCCUGUAGUCUAAUGAUGCAACCUGAUAAUGCCGAUGGCAUAUCAUGUGAAGCCCCUGAUAACGAAGUUGGCCGGACCUAUGACGUUGUAGUACAUCACGGCAACUUGGUGGUCAAGGUGGGUCGUCUGGAGUACCUCUCUGAGGGGCUACCCUUGCACAUCAUCAUCGGUGCCGCCUGCGGGGCCGCGCUCAUCCUCUUCAUCUUGCUCUUCAUCAUCUGCAUCUGGCGCCGCAUCAGCGCCAACGAGCGCCGCUUCAAGAAGAUGGAGACGCAGCGGGACGAGAUGGAGAUGAGGGUGGCGCAGGAGUGCAAAGACGCCUUUGCCGAGCUGCAAAUCACAGUCCUGACAGUGAGCAGCGACGUGGAAGGCUCCGGGAUACCCUUCAGAGACUACCGCGACUAUGCGGCAAGGUUUCUCUUCCCGGAUAAUCCCUGCCAUACUGUCUUCAGAGAGAUCCCAGUCGUACGUGAAAACAUCUCAGGCGUCAAGCGCAACAUCCUAGAGAAGGGCCUGGUCCAGUUUGGCAACCUGAUCAGCAACCACACCUUCCUAGCAAUCUUCGUCCGGACCCUGGAGGCUCAGAAGACCCUGGCUCUUCGUGACUUGAGCAACAUCGCCUCCUUGCUGGCCAUCGCUCUGCACAACAAGAUGGAUUUCCUGACGCAGACCAUGAAAUUCCUUCUCCAGGAACACAUCAAGUUAUACGUCAAGGAGGGACGACCUCAGCUGCUGCUAAGAAGGAGCGAGGCCGUCGUCGAGAAGCUAGUGUCUCAUUGGCUGUCCAUCCUGAUGUAUGAUUCCUUGAAGGACAACAUGGGGAAACCCCUCUUCCACUUGUUCUACGCCAUCAAGCAACAGAUUGACAAGGGUCCAGUGGAUGCCAUUACCGGCGAAGCCCGGUACGGACUGAGUGAGAUGAAAGUCAUCCGACAGCAGAUUGACUUUAAAACACUGAACAUCUACACCAACAGUUUGGACAUCACCUCAGAACCCAUCCAGUUGAAGGUGCUGGACUGCGACACCAUCUCGCAAACGAAGGACAAGAUUCUGGAUGCCAUUUACAAAUCCUGUCCGUUCAGUAAACGACCCACAAGAGAAGAGCUAGAUUUAGAAUGGAGUGACAGGCCGGACGGCCCUAGCAGCAUGAUCCUCCUAGAUGAUGAUUGGCGAGGCAGAUUUGAUGGAGAGUGGAAACGCAUCAAUACCCUAGCACAUUACCAGGUGCCAGAUGGUGCAACCUUGAGGUUAGUGAGAGCCCAGCCUAAUGGUGGAUCCCUGCCCAACACACCAGCAAGGAAAUAUGGUAUAGGCACGAUGCAGAGCCCUGCCACCUCAGCUUCACCCAUCAUAGACCAGGAGAAAGGAGUCAACCUGUGGCAUCUGGUCAAGCAUGUAGACUCGGGUAGUCUACGUAAGGGGGAGAGAGACCAGAAGAUGAUGGCUGAGAUCUAUCUCCCUAGGCUACUCACUACAAAGGGUAUCCUGCAGCAAUUUGUGGACGAGCUCUUGGAGACCAUCUUCAACGGUGAAUCGGACGUUCCCCUCGCUGUUAAGUACCUCUUUGACUUCCUGGAUGAGCAGGCCACGUCGCAUGGCAUCACCAACCCCGAUGUCGCACAUGCCUGGAAGAGCAACUGCCUUCAGCUUCGGUUCUGGGUCAACCUGAUCAUGAAUCCCACCAUCCUGUUUGACAUCAACAAGACGGACACGGUAGACGCCUGCGUGUCCAUCAUCGGCCAGACACUCAUUGAUUCCUGCUCAGUAUCUGAACAGCAUCUGACCAAGGACUCACCGUCCAACAAGCUGCUGUAUGCCAAGGAUAUCCCACAGUACAAGCAGUGGGUCGCCAAAUACUACAAAGACAUCAGCGAUAUGGCAUCAGUCAGUGACCAGGACAUGAGUGCUAUGCUGGCCUCUCACACCAACCGCUACCAGAAUGAGUUCCAGCCGCUCAAUGCACUCAAUGAGCUCUACUUCUGCUACGCCUGCGUCUUCAAGAGUGAGAUCCUGCAGUCCCUGGACGAAGACAAGGAGGCCCAGAAGCAAGGCCUAGGAGACAAGCUGGAAGACAUCUUCCGUCUGAUGGCCGACUCUGCUUGACAAUUACUGAAGGAGUCUCAGGUUUGAUAUGAACAUCUUGCAUCUUCUUCUCCAACAAACACCCUAACCCGACAGUGAUGAUUUACCCUCAAUUUUGUCCCUGGAAGUGGAAUCCAAACAGUGAAAAUUUUCAUGGAGGACUUUGCCGGAAAGUGCUGAGCAAGCAAUAUAUUUGCUGAGGAACGUGAGAUUACAAGCUAAAAUAUUGUGCAAUUUCUGUACCACUCACACACUGGUGUUCACCUCCAUGAAAAUUUUGCCUGAGUAAUAUCUGUGGACAGAUAUUUAGGUAUGGACCCUGUUCAAUUAUUGUGUCCACUUUUCACAGCUUUGAUUUUCAAAUUUAACAGUAAAUGUUUGAUUCAUAUAAGUUUACAGUCACUAACAUUCACUAUUAAUGUUUCAUUAAUCCAGUUUUUCACAAUUUCUUUUUAAAUAGUUCUGUCUUAUUUUAGGAAUGUUGAAGUUGUUGCAAGCGGAUGGUUAAAAAUGUAAAUCAAUGUAAGCACAAAAUGUAACAGUUUUAGGAAAAUCAGUAUCAAUUAAUUGAUAUAACCUUCAAAAAGGUUGAAAAGUUAAUACUGAAUUAAAAAAAAAUGAAUAAAGUAUCUAAAAAAAAAGGAUAGUUUUUAUGAGGACAUUUUUAUAACAAAAUGUUUCUCUAUUUAAUCAGGAGUCUUAAUUUGAACUUUUCCUAUGAUACUAGUUUUCUGAGAAAGUAUAAUCGAUACUUAAAAACGGUUCAGCUUUUUUAGUAUUUUAUCAAAGACAAUUCCUAAUUGUACUACUUAUCCAAUAGGUUAAUCCAAUUGUCUUAUGACCAGUUUGUGUUUAUCACAAGAAUGUGAAAUCAUUGUCCGUUGGUGUCUUCGGGGUUGUAGGAAGGUGCAGUCAGAUCUUGGACUCCUUCGAGUUCGUAGUUUUCCAAGCAUUUAUUAGUUUUAAGUUAUUCUAGUGGAAUUAGAGGUUGGGUAGUAUCUCUGCACUUGGCAUUUUUUUUGAAGUGAUAGAGCAAAACUUGCUGUAAAAUAGCACAAACACUUUAUGGUCAAAAGUUGCUUGCGCCAUAUUUAUUAUAUUUUUUUCUGGGUAAGGUUUAGCUUACUAAGUUAUUGCCAAGUUAGGGCAAGGACCAUUAGUCGACUAGUGGUUGAUUUGUGACGUACCUUACGCCUGCGCACUGAUAGCAACGUGCGAACGUCUCUCGUCAAAUGCUGGUCAAAAUGUCAUCGCAAA